AUGUCGACUUCUGUGUCACUAGAAAAAGUAACUAGCAAGGAGGCGGCUUUGACAAUUCCAGACCACGAACAGCACAAGUGUUCAACAUCUAUUAUAAACAAUGGAGAAAGUAGAAAGUUACCUUGCUCAACAUCUUCAGAAUUAAAAAAUGGUGAAAUUUCAGAAUCACGUGCCAAUAUGCAAGAAAAAAUUCUGUUUCCUUUACCUUUGCAAACAGAAAAGCCGACAAAAACAUUGGAAUGCGACGAAAAGACGCCAGAUGCACAUGUUCACAGAGAUAGUAGGUUGAUUCGGCUCACUGGUAUUCAUCCAUUUAACUGUGAGCCACCACUGAGUAUUCUGUAUGACAGUGGAUUUCUCACUCCUACCGAAUUAUGGUUUGUGCGAAAUCAUGGAGCUGUGCCAGAAGUACAUGAUUCCGAGAUUUUCAAUUGGAAAUUUAGUGUCGAAGGAAUGGUUGAAACACCGUUGACACUAACACUAGCCGAACUGUUGACAUACUCUCAAGUGACACUUCCCAUCACAUUGGUAUGUGCAGGUAAUCGACGAAAAGAACAAAAUGUUGUACGAAAAGGAAACGGAUUUAAUUGGGGAAGCGCAGGCCUAAGUACUGCUUUAUUUACUGGAGUUUUAAUGAAUGAAGUACUCAAGAUAGCUAAACCGAAGCAUGGAGCACAAUACAUGUGUAUGGAAGGUGCUGACAAACUUCCAAACGGUUACUAUGGAACUAGUAUUCGAUUAUCUAUUGCCAUGAAUCCUGCUAUGGGAGUUAUGCUUGCGUAUAAAAUGAACGGUGAACUAUUGGCUCCUGAUCAUGGUCGUCCACUACGUGUUGUCAUUCCAGGACAAAUAGGUGGACGAAGUGUAAAGUGGUUGAAACGAAUCAUGAUUACCGACAAGCCAAGUGACAAUUGGUAUCAUAUUUUCGAUAAUCGAGUGCUGCCGACCAUGAUUACACCAGAAAUCGCUGCUGAACAGAAACGUUGGUACAAUGACGAACGAUAUGCUUUAUACAAUUUGAAUGUACAAAGUGCCAUAUGUUAUCCAGCUCAUGAAGAAAUUGUAAAGGUAGAGGAAGGCAAGUCUUACCGUGUGCAAGGAUAUGCAUAUAAUGGUGGUGGAGUACGCAUCGGAAGAGUCGAAGUAUCAUUAGAUCAAGGUCACACAUGGAAACUGGCAAUCAUUGAAUACCCGGAAGAUCACUAUAGAAAUGCCGUACAUUAUCCUCAACUAUACGGUGGGACACUAGACAUGGCCGUUCGAGAACAUUCUUUCUGUUGGUGUUUUUGGACAAUCGAAAUUCCUACUAUGGAAUUGUUUGCAGCAAAAGACAUCGUCGUUCGAGCCAUGGAUGAAAGCAUGAAUGUGCAGCCUCGUGAUAUGUAUUGGAAUGUUCUAAGUAUGCUCAAUAAUUGCUGGCACAGAUUGACGAUUAUUAAAGAACAAGAUGGACAUAGCUUGAAAUUCGAUCAUCCAACUGUACCUGCUUUGACUAAAGGCGGUUGGAUGGAACGAGUCAAGGAACAAGGUGGUGAACUGACUGAUGGAUUUUGGGGUACUCGCUCAUUAGUGGCAGCUUCCCCAGAAGAAAAGUCAUCGUUGGCUGUCAAGAUGAUUGAUGAUCAUGUUACUCGUAUUAUUACUGAGGAAGAAUUAUCAGAACACAAUAAAGAUGGUGAUGCAUGGUUUGCUGUCAAUGGACAUGUUUAUGAUGCUACCGAAUAUUUGAAAGACCAUCCUGGUGGCUCUGAGUCGAUCAUUUUGGCUAGUGGAGCAGAUGCUUCUGAUGAUUUUAUGGCCAUUCAUAGUGAUAUUGCAAAAGCCAUGCUAGUCAAGUAUCAUAUUGGCAUUCUUAACACGAAUCCAUCAAAGAAGAUUAUGCUCGACGAAGCAAGUACAAAUCCACAACGAGACAUUUUUCUAGAUCAAAAGCGUUGGAGCAAAAUUACUUUAAAGACAAAAACUGUGCUCAACCAUGAUAGUGUACGACUCACAUUUGCAUUGAAUCACUGUCAACAAAAAUUAGGAGUGCCAACAGGAAAGUAUCUCUACCUUCGAUGCAUCUCUUCGUCAGGUGAGAAAGUGGUACGAGCGUAUACUCCUAUAUCUGAAGCAGACCAGAUGGGAGAAUUCGAUUUGGUUGUGAAAUUAUAUAGAAGUUGUGGAGAACAGCCUGCUGGAAAGAUGUCUGCCUGUAUUGAUCUGCUUAAUCCUGGCGAUACAAUUGAAUGCAAGGGCCCAUUUGGAGACUUUGAAUGUCAAGCGGGAGGACUAUUUGCAACUAAAAAUGUGAUUCGUCGAGUCAACAAGUUCACGAUGAUCGCUGGUGGGAGUGGAAUCACGGCAAUUUACCCUAUUUUGCGAUUUGCGCAGAGAGAAAGCAUCAAAUGUCAUGUGAUAGAUUGUAACAACACAGAAGAAGAUAUUCUUUUGCGUCAGGAGAUCGAUGGUUUCAAUGGGCUGCAUCAUUGUCUGUUACGUCCAAGCGAUGGAUGGACAGGACAUUCUGGGUACAUUUCUCAAGCUCUGGUCGGGAAUGCACAUGAUGGUUACUUGCUAUGUUGUGGUCCAACUGGAAUGAUGAAUAGCGUUCGCAAAAUUGCAGAAAUAGGUGGUUGGGACAUGGAGAAACAAGUCAUUUUUUUAUAA
Rotaria sp. Silwood1 is the source of this 2649-nucleotide messenger RNA. The record is from the annotation of a GenBank genome assembly. Lineage: Eukaryota; Metazoa; Rotifera; Eurotatoria; Philodinida; Philodinidae.